AUGCACCCCACAUUAGGAUCACUCGCACUCUUUCUAUUCGCAGCUCCUCUCGCUUUCUCCGCAGAUGCAGACGUGAUCACAGCUUUUGGGCCGGCCACUACUCAAGAGGCCGUUGCUGGUUCCACACACGGAGAACUCAGGCACAUCCUCUCUGGGAGCCACCUGGGAGCGAGCCCUCUCUCCGUGGACGACGAGGGCCUGACCCACUACGCCGCAUCCCACGUGUACUCAUUUGGGGUGGUGGAAGAGCCAACUACAACCACGACAUAUCUGACCACACCUACCACUUUAAGCUACACCUUCCGAGCUGACGCUUCACGUUACUUCAACGAGGGCCCUGUACGGGGCGCCAUCAGCACCGGAGCUCCAGGAGAGGAGGACACUGUUUUCCCUGAGAUCGAGGGAAGCCGGCGAACAAACCAGUGUGUCAUUCAGCCUGGAGACUCUGGGCUGGCGGUGUGUGAAGAGGAGGUCGUAAUUCCUCUACCGGAGGACCUUGGGACUGGAAUGAUUACCAUUAUUCAUCGAACAUAUAGCGGGACGCCGAGACCGCUCUAUACCGGACCAGCGAAGCUUGAAGAUCUCGAGGACUCUGGUGCGAGGAGCGUGGUGUCGAUGGGAGGUGCAGGGGUGGGUGGUUGGAUUGCCCCGAUGGUAUCUGGGUACCUAUAG
Molecule: messenger RNA, 672 nt
Organism: Coprinopsis cinerea okayama7#130
Lineage: Eukaryota; Fungi; Basidiomycota; Agaricomycetes; Agaricales; Psathyrellaceae
Exons: 4
Coding region: 1-672 (223 amino acids)
Source: RefSeq, a predicted model, not a curated record